AUGGGCGAAUGGACGAUCCUGGAGCGGCUGCUGGAGGCGGCCGUGCAGCAGCACUCCACCAUGAUCGGCAGGAUCCUGCUGACAGUGGUGGUGAUUUUCCGCAUCCUGAUCGUGGCCAUCGUGGGCGAGACGGUGUACGAGGACGAGCAGACCAUGUUCAUGUGCAACACCCUGCAGCCGGGCUGCAACCAGGCGUGCUAUGACAAGGCCUUCCCCAUCUCCCACAUCCGCUACUGGGUCUUCCAGAUCAUCCUGGUCUGCACCCCCAGCCUCUGCUUCAUCACCUACUCGGUGCACCAGGCGGCCAAGCAGCGCGAGCGCCGCUACUCCUUCCUUUACCCCCUCCUGGAGCGCGACGCCAAGAAGGCGCGGACACUCAACGGCGUGCUGGCGCCCGGCCCCGACGGCGGCUCCAAGGACGAAGCCGAGUGCCUGGAGGCCAAGGAGCUGCCCAGCACGCCGCCGCGCCGCGCCAAGGCCAAGCGGCAGGAGGGCAUCUCACGCUUCUACGUCAUCCAGGUGGUGUUCCGCAACGCGCUGGAGAUCGGCUUCCUGGCCGGCCAGUACUUCUUGUACGGCUUCAACGUGCCCGCCAUCUUCGAGUGCGACCGCUACCCCUGCGUCAAGGAGGUGGAGUGCUACGUCUCUCGGCCCACCGAGAAAACGGUCUUCCUGGUCUUCAUGUUCGCCGUCAGCGGGAUCUGCGUGCUGCUCAACCUGGCGGAGCUCAACCACCUGGGUUGGCGCAAGGUGAAGGCGGCCGUGCGCGGCGUGCAGGCGCGGCGCAAAUCCUUGGUGGAGGUGCGCAAGAAGGAUGGCGCCGCGUUGACCCCCGCGCCCACCCUGGGCCGCACGCAGUCCAGUGAGUCGGCCUACGUUUAA
Molecule: messenger RNA, 882 nt
Organism: Phasianus colchicus (ring-necked pheasant)
Lineage: Eukaryota; Metazoa; Chordata; Aves; Galliformes; Phasianidae
Product: gap junction delta-2 protein-like
Biological process (GO): cell-cell signaling
Cellular component (GO): connexin complex
Molecular function (GO): gap junction channel activity
Source: RefSeq, a predicted model, not a curated record